This is a messenger RNA of Debaryomyces fabryi, 1950 nucleotides long. RefSeq names its product actin-binding protein (gene WAL1). The transcript has a single exon. The record is from RefSeq and is a predicted model, not a curated record. Gene Ontology annotation, molecular function: actin binding. Bases 1 to 1950 code for a protein of 649 amino acids. Lineage: Eukaryota; Fungi; Ascomycota; Pichiomycetes; Serinales; Debaryomycetaceae.
AUGGGUAUUUUGACUAAAGCCGAUAAGGAAAAGAUUAAAAGAGUCAUUCCCAAAGCUAAUAAUAAAAUUAUUGAUGCUACUGUGGCAAGAUUAUAUAUUGCUUAUCCUGAUCCAACUGAAUGGAAAUACACAGAAUUAUUAGGCGCUAUAGUUUUAGUUGAUGAUUUGGUGGGACAUACAUUUUUUUUGAAGUUAGUUGAUAUUUUGGGACACAGGGGUGUUAUCUGGGAUCAAGAAUUGUACAUUGAUUUUGAAUACUAUCAGGAUAGGAAAUUUUUUCAUACAUUUGAAAUAGAGGAUUGUUUGGUAGGGUUGUUAUUUGAGGAUACAAAUGAUGCAUCCCACUUCUAUAAGAGAGUUACAGGACGUCAGAAACAUGGAUCGAAGCAGACGGUUAAUAAUAAAAAUGCAAUUGCGUUGAAACAGUCCAAUCCAACGACACUGGGCCACGCCAUGCCAGGGCCAAGGGGUGAGUACAUGGAUGUUAAUACGGCACAGCGGUCGCGGAGAGCAAAGGGAGUUUUGUAUUAUGAUGAUGUUCCGCCACCUGAAUGGAGAUCCUUAUACUCAGAGUUAGAAGCAGCGGGAAUCACUGAGGAUAUGAUUGCGGAUAACAGAGAAUUUAUUAAGAAUUACAUUGCGCAACAAGGAGGACCAUUAGUCGGGUUAGAGCCUCCAAUUCCUCGUAAAUUACAGAAAAAAAAUGAAUUUGUGCCUGAGCCUUCUACUAGGGUUACAUCCUCUUCCUCUUUGACGAAGAGCAAAAAGGCUCCACCUCCGCCUCCACCUCCAGCAAAAUCUUCAGGACCAUCUGCUUACUCGUCAACUGAUGACUUCAACUUCCAGACGGCAGGUCAAAGCCCUGCUACAGAAGGUUCACAUAGUCCCUCCCCUUCUCCUUCUCCUUCUCCUGCUGAUGCAGAACCUGCUGAAUCGAAACCUAAGUUUAGGUUGCCUCCAGCUACAGCAGUUGCACCACCAGUUCCUGGCCUUUCAAUGUCUCAUACAGGUCCUUCAAACCAAGGAAAAGGAAUGCAACCUACUCAACAAUUUAAUCAGCCACCCUCACUUCAAUCACAUAAUGCUCCGCCAGCUCUUCCUCCUCAAGGAGCAAGGCCAGUACCACCUCCUCCCCCCUCGAGAUCUAAUCAAGCAACUGGGGUUCCUCCUCCUCCUCCCAGAGUAGGAACAAUACCAAAUGCUCCCCAAACAACUGGUGGUGCUCCUCCUCCACCUCCUCCUCCAAGAGCUGCUAGAGGUGUUCCUCCUCCACCUCCUCCAAGAGCUGCUAGAAAUGUUCCAGUCCAACAAGGUCAACAGCAUACAACAUCCUCUUAUCAAAAUGCAUCCAAUCCACCUCCACUCCCACCCACACAUAAUCAGAUACCCUCACAAACUCCACCAUCUCGCCAACCCUCGACCUACGAAAAUAUUGGUCAACGGCCGCAACAACCUGUCCCUCCUACUUCCACAGGAGCUUCUCACCCACCUCCACCUCCUCCGUUACCACCUACUACAACUGGUGGUGCCCCUCCACCUCCUCCCUUACCACCAACUACUACUGGUGGUGCCCCUCCACCUCCUCCGUUACCACCUACUACUACUGGAGGUGCUCCCCCACCUCCUCCCUUACCACCUUCAAAUAUGGGUUCUGGUGAAACUGCACCAUUGCCGUCGGUUGAUCCCUCAAGAGAUGCUCUUUUGGCAUCAAUUAGAGGUGCUGGGCUUGGUGCUCUUAAGAAGACUGACAAAUCUCAGCUUGAGAAGCCUAGCGUGUUGCUACAAGAGGCGAAAGGUGAAUCUCCAAGUAUUCCAAGUUCUGGUGCAGCUUCUGGUGCCCCAGGAACCGGCCAACCAGCUAGUUUGGCAGAUGCGUUGGCUUCAGCGCUUAAUAAAAGAAAAGGUAAGGUUGCAGCAAGUGAUGAUGAAGACGAUGAUGAUGACUGGUGA